Messenger RNA from Suncus etruscus (white-toothed pygmy shrew), 852 nucleotides. RefSeq names its product carcinoembryonic antigen-related cell adhesion molecule 6-like. The annotation marks the transcript as partial. Gene Ontology annotation, biological process: heterophilic cell-cell adhesion. Gene Ontology annotation, cellular component: cell surface. The record is from RefSeq and is a predicted model, not a curated record. The transcript is spliced from 8 exons. NCBI's taxonomy places the organism in Eukaryota, Metazoa, Chordata, Mammalia, Eulipotyphla, Soricidae.
AUAACGAAUGGGCCUGCACACAUCGGUAAAGAGACACUUUACUCCAAUGGAUCCCUGCUGAUCAGGAAUCUAGCCAUAGGAGACAGCGGAACCUACUUUAUACAAGUCGUUACAGUGAACCUUGAAUUUAAAUAUGGCAAGGGAGAGCUUGGUGUCUAUGCAUUGCUACCGAAACCCUACAUCAUGAAGAUCUCCAGCCCUUGGAUGUUGAUAUGUGAACCCAAGAGUCCAAAUGUGACCUACCAGUGGUUCCUCAAUUCUCAGCCCGCCCUGCCCAACUCCAGGCUGCAGUUGUCCCCAGAUAAUAGGACUCUUACUCUGCUCCACACCACAAGAAAAGAUGCAGGAUCCUAUGUGUGUGAGACCUCAAACCCAGUGAGUGUCAGACGCAGCGAAGCAAUUACCAAGACUGUUAACUAUGGCCCAGACACCCCUACAAUCUCCCUUACACAAAGAUACUACAGCCAUGGGGUGAACCUCCACCUCUCCUGCCUCACCGAAUCUCACCCUCCUGCAAAAUUUUCCUGGUUUAUUGAUGAGAAGUUCUUGGGGUCCACACAGAAUCUCUCCAUCCCCAAACUCUCUCUGAGUGACAGCGGGUCCUAUUCCUGCAUUGUCAGUAACUCCGCCAUGAACCGCAGCAAGACAGUGAUGAUCCAUAUCGCAGUCUUAGGAACCCAGGACAGCAUGAUUCCAGACAGCAGAAGCCCACCUCGAGCUCUCUGGGCCCUAGUGUUCCUCUUGGGUAAACUUAAGAGUCUGAAGGCACGGAACCCAAACCCUCUUGACAAGCCAGCCUUCCCAGACUAUGAGUUGGUGUCGUUUCGCAGAGUGAAAGACAUCGUGUACUGA